Engraulis encrasicolus (European anchovy) is the source of this 562-nucleotide messenger RNA. RefSeq names its product neuropeptide B-like. Gene Ontology annotation, molecular function: G protein-coupled receptor binding. The record is from RefSeq and is a predicted model, not a curated record. The transcript has 2 exons. NCBI's taxonomy places the organism in Eukaryota, Metazoa, Chordata, Actinopteri, Clupeiformes, Engraulidae. The coding region runs from base 97 to 492 and encodes 131 amino acids. Gene Ontology annotation, biological process: feeding behavior; G protein-coupled receptor signaling pathway.
CUCUAUAAAAGGAGUCGCUGCCAGACUGAGGCAUGCAGACACUCUGGAAACUCCGGAAGGAAGCAACUUGAAAAGAAUAACCUAUUCCGAGCGGUCAUGCACAGGUUUAGAGUAGCAGUGGCUGUGUGGGUGGUGUGUAUGCUUGUAACAUCCAACCCAGCUGAAGCUUGGUACAAGCAAGCAACUGGUCCAUCCUAUUACUCCGUGGGAAGGGCUUCGGGACUGCUGUCUCCCAUCCGGAGGUCGCCGUAUGUCCGACGAGCUGAGACGGAGCCUGAAGGCGAAGUGGCCGGAGAUGAGUCCACCGAUAAAAACUCCAUUUCUGAGACGAAUUUCCGACAGUCAGCCUUUUUCAAAACUUUGCCAAUCUGUGUGAAAGAUGUAUCUCCAAAUGUGCAAAGCUGCGAACUGGUCCAAGACGGGUCGGCUGUAUUUCAGUGCAAAGGCGAUUUGAUCAUCUCGCUGGACACGCGGGAGUGUGAAAGACUCUGAAUAGCCUCUCGCACACAAGGGAGCACCAUGGACACUUUGAACCAACAAUGAAGAGCGGCACAAAGGCCAU